Messenger RNA from Crotalus tigris (Tiger rattlesnake), 1461 nucleotides. Its product is annotated as apoptosis-associated speck-like protein containing a CARD. Gene Ontology annotation, biological process: inflammatory response; innate immune response; regulation of apoptotic process. Bases 101 to 658 code for a protein of 185 amino acids. The record is from RefSeq and is a predicted model, not a curated record. NCBI's taxonomy places the organism in Eukaryota, Metazoa, Chordata, Lepidosauria, Squamata, Viperidae. The transcript has 2 exons.
AGCGAAACCGAAACGACUUUUUUUCCCCUCCCAUUUCUAAUUUUCCUCCCUCCAAAGCGACUGGUGGUGUGGGGCUGAUCCCGACGGGCGGGCCGCGAAUAUGCCCAAAUCCAUCCGGGAAUGCCUGGAGGAGACGCUGGAGGAUCUGACGGAGGGCGAGCUCCAAAAAUUCAAAGCCAGGCUCCACGAAUUCCCGGUCAAACAGGGCUACGACAAUAUCCCCAAAGGACGGCUGGAGAAGGCGGACGCGCUGGAUCUGAGCGACCUCCUGCUCAGCUUUUACACCGAGGAUUACGCCCCGGAGGUGGCAGCCGCGGUGCUGAGACGCUCCAACUGCAGACCGCAAGCCGAAAAACUUGUGGCUCUUUCUGGAAUUGGGAAUCAGCCUUCUAGUUCUUCUCACCAGCAUUUCAUCGACCGGUUCAGGGAGCAGCUGAUUCAGCGAACUACCACAGUGGAACAGGUGUUGGAUAAAUUGCAUGGUUCCAUCCUAAACGAAGAACAAUACCAAAAAAUCUGCUCGCGGGAAACUAAUCAGGCAAAAAUGCGAGAGCUCUAUAAGUUAGUUCCUGGCUGGGACCACCUGUGCAAAGAUCAAAUGUACAAUGCACUGGAGGCCAUAAAUCCAUUUCUCAUCAAAGACCUAGAAGGGAGAUGAAGCAACGAAGAUAGAAAAUUAAACCAUUUUCCCAGAAGCCUGGCAUUCUGACGAAUUGGCUAUUAAUGGACACUCAGACGCAAAUAACAUCUACAUACAGUGCAGAGGAGAUAAUCAAAGAGCCAAAAAAGGAACAAAAAGACCAAGACAGCUCCCUACCAGCAAUCAACAUCUAGAUGACCAUAGAUUAACAUCAAGAUUAACAAUCAAGAAGUAAACAAUAUCCUAAUCAAGGAACUGCCAAACAAGCUAACUGUAAACCAACUAAAAAACCUCCAAGACUCAUCCCCCCAACACUGACACGACAAGCCACUAGAACACGGGUGUCAAACUUGCUGCGUCACGUGACGUGUUGCAACAUAACGUGACUUUUUCCGCAUUGCCGGAGUUGGGGUAGGCUUGGCCUCCGCAUGAGGCAACCGGCUGGCAGUUUGACACCCCUGCACCAGAAUGUAAAAUGAGAGCAAAUCCCACUCCUUGUUGGCGCUGCUGAUGUCACCUUAUUUGGGUAAUGAAACAUCUGCAAGAAAACAAACAUGAAAGCACCAAGGACCCCUCACCCAAACCUAAUAAUAGAAAGAACUUAGAGUGAAGGUGCUAGUAGCUUUAUAAGUGCCUGCUCAAGAUUUGGCGUUGGAAAAUAACAGAGUUAAAAGUUUUAAUUAUUGAUUUCAUAUUUUUUUAAAAAAAGUAUUGUUCACCUUGAAAACUCUGAUCAACCCUCUAUUGCAGUCAUUGACACAGUUAAAUUGAAACAAAAAUGUUCAAGAAUUGACCUGUAUAUAAAGUGUACUUCCUUGAAA